AUGCGGAGAUACAAUGGUAGGCACACGUUCACCAUAGGAACAAUUUCACAAGAUCAUUUUAAGUUGAACUCAGACACAGUUGCUAAGGCUAUAAGGCCAUUGGUUAAGACCGACCCGUCCAUCAAGGUGAAAUCUAUAAUUGCGAAAGUCCAAUCAAGGUUCAACUACACCAUCAGUUACCGAAAGGCUUGGUUGGCAAAGCAGAAGUCCAUAGUCAAAGUUUUCGGUGGUUGGGAAGAUUAUUACCAAAGAUUCAAGUAUUGCAAGCCUCUGGUUCAGGUUGAUGGCACAUACCUUUAUGGAAAAUACAAAGGUGCGCUUUUGGUUGCUGUUGCACAAGAUGGGAACUAG
Molecule: messenger RNA, 351 nt
Organism: Arachis stenosperma
Lineage: Eukaryota; Viridiplantae; Streptophyta; Magnoliopsida; Fabales; Fabaceae
Exons: 2
Coding region: 1-351 (116 amino acids)
Source: RefSeq, a predicted model, not a curated record